GGAGCCGCCGUAGCAUAGCGCGGCCCUCGUCAGUGAGCCACGCCGCCUUCUGCGGUGAACCGUGACACUACAUCGGCUGUGGGCUGGUGGCCUGGCGCACGGCUCCCUCGCAUCCUCAAGUGGAAGAGAGGCGAGGCGAGGAUGCGGUGUGGGUCAUCCACUCCGCGUGGUCAUGUUCCGUUUGCCCAGCCGUUUCCAUUCAAAUUUCAAAUCCUACUAGUGACGACCGCACCGCCACCGACCAUAUAAACACGCCACCCGUAGAAACCAGCGCACGCCUCCCUCCUCUCCCCAAAUCAGCCGAGAAACCUUCCGGAACCUUCGAGAGGCCGCCCGCCCCACCCCCACGCACGUCGGCCAUGGAGAAGCAGACAAAGCCGGCGCCCGACGCCGCGGCCCACCUCGCGGCGCUCCGCUGCGCCAGGGCGUCGCUCCUCCUCGCCUCCCUCCGCUGGCCCCGCGCGCCGCCGCCGACGCAGGAUCUCCGGUGCUCCUCCUCCUCCUCCUCCUUUUCGUCGGCUGACGCAGCGGGGUGCGCACUCCGGCCCGAGGGGCUCCUCCACCGCGGUGAGGUCGCGGCGGCGCGGCGCGAGGCCGCCGGGCACGCGCGGAUCGCCGGGUCCGAGCUGCUCCUUGUCCUCGCCGUGGCGCCCGCCGUUCUGCUGCUGCUCCUCCUCCUCGGGCUUCUCUAGGCCGCCGUGGCGGGAUCCGCGUGCCGACGUCGACCGAGUCCGAAGAUGUCUAGAGUCUCCUCUCCUCUCCGUGCUCCGUGAGUGCCUUCUGAUGUUGUGCUGCUGAUGGUGUUCGGCUGAGCAUUUUUCACGAUGGGCUUGAUUUUGCUUCGGAUUCUGUACAUGUCUACCGAUUUCGGAGUUCAGUUUGUGCGUUCGAUCAAACACAGUUUUGUGGACUUGUUGUCAGUCGCGUGUAGAUAAAUUAGUAUCACCAGAGUUGCUUUGGUUGUAACACUGGCACAUGAAACUGAUUGGUGGUCAGGAUAUACUGGUAGAAUCAGCGAUGUGAAAUGCAGUAUAGUUGCUUGGCUUUCUCUUCGGCCAUUUUU
Messenger RNA from Setaria italica (foxtail millet), 1063 nucleotides. RefSeq lists its product as uncharacterized. The transcript is spliced from 2 exons. Lineage: Eukaryota; Viridiplantae; Streptophyta; Magnoliopsida; Poales; Poaceae. The record is from RefSeq and is a predicted model, not a curated record. The coding region runs from base 360 to 692 and encodes 110 amino acids.